Messenger RNA from Letharia lupina, 393 nucleotides. RefSeq lists its product as uncharacterized. Gene Ontology annotation, cellular component: ribosome; cytosolic small ribosomal subunit. Gene Ontology annotation, biological process: translation. Gene Ontology annotation, molecular function: structural constituent of ribosome. The transcript has 4 exons. The coding region runs from base 1 to 393 and encodes 130 amino acids. The record is from RefSeq and is a predicted model, not a curated record. NCBI's taxonomy places the organism in Eukaryota, Fungi, Ascomycota, Lecanoromycetes, Lecanorales, Parmeliaceae.
AUGGUCAAAACAAGUGUCCUCAACGAUGCGCUGAAUGCCAUCAACAACGCUGAAAAAUCUGGCAAGCGCCAAGUGCUCAUCCGGCCCAGCUCAAAAGUCAUUGUCAAAUUUCUACAUUGUAUGCAAAAGCAUGGUUACAUUGGAGAAUUCGAGGAGGUCGAUGACCACCGAUCAGGCAAGAUCGUCAUCCAGCUCAAUGGCCGCAUCAACAAGACAGGCGUCAUCUCUCCACGAUACAACGUUCGAAUAACGGACUUUGAGAAGUGGGUCGUCAAGCUGCUGCCUUCGCGUCAAUUCGGUUACAUUGUCUUGACAACUUCUGCCGGAAUCAUGGAUCAUGAGGAGGCUCGACGGAAGCACGUCGCGGGAAAGAUCAUUGGUUUCUUCUACUAG